Messenger RNA from Macrosiphum euphorbiae (potato aphid), 618 nucleotides. NCBI's taxonomy places the organism in Eukaryota, Metazoa, Arthropoda, Insecta, Hemiptera, Aphididae. The record is from the annotation of a GenBank genome assembly.
AUGAUGUCCAAUCCAAUUGAAAUUGAUGAGAUAAUUGCAAAUUUAAGAGCAACCAUCACAUCUAAUAAAGGUGGUGUACAAUUAAAUUGCAUUGAAUCUGAUUAUUAUAAUUUAAUUGGUGAACAUAUACCGUAUCGGAAACUAGGAUACAACACUUUGUCAGAAUUUCUUGAGUAUCUCAAGAUAUUUAAAAUUAAAAAUAUUGGAUUUAACAAAGUUGUGCAUGUUGUGAGUGAUGGAAAGACUCGACAUUUGGAAAAAAUGAUAAAUAAACAAAAAACAAAAAAGUCCAAGCGUUCAAAAUCUAAGUUUCGUGCGGUACCAUCUAAGAAUUUGAAUUAUACCUACAAUAGCUAUAACAGUUCUAUGCAAAUUUGGUUGAAAAAAAAAAGCAAACCGGUCAAUAGUUUUGAAAAACAUGCCGCUGAUGUAAAGAAUACCAUCAAAGAAAAUGUCAGAUUGUCAAAAAUACAACAUGAAAAUAAAAUAUUCAAAAAAAAAGAUGAACCAAAAGUAUUUGCUCAAGACCGGUUACAAAAAUAUGAGAAAAAAGAUAUUUAUCAAAUUGAGGUUCAGCUAGAGGUUUCUUUAUUUAAAUUAGAAUUAUGGUCAUUAUAG